AUGAAUAAUAAAGACAUAGUGUCAGAUGAAUAUGCUAAGGUUUCGACUAUAUUAACCUGUCCUUUACUGGAGAUGACUUAUUAUGCCGAUGUAGUCGGCAAGGUCCCCCGUAAUCCUAUACCGAUUACUGAUUCUGAGGAAAUAGAUAUCGGAAAUGGAGAUUUGUCACCAGAAUGGGGGGUGGACUUAGUAUUUACAGGAGUUCAGCUGGACUAUGGACCUUGGGCAGAUCGCCAAAGGUGUAUUCUUCAGAACUUUUUUUCACCGCCCGUUUAUCGUAAUGGAGAGCAAACAAAGAAACUAAGUCCUGGACAGGAUAGAUUACAUACUUCAUUAAAGAUAUUAAUUCAGUUUAAGGGUCAAGUUACACUAAGAAUACCUUUGAAGGAGGCAUCAAAGGAUUGGAAAUAUUCUAAUUCUGAAGGGAGAAUAGAUGAAUCACUUGGAAAUAAUAGGCCUUAUGGAUGGUUGGAAAUGAUAUUGGAAAAUGUGGUGAUUCAGUCAAGUGUAAAUUUUUCGCAUUUACUAACUACUAAACAGUGCAAAUUAAAAUGUGAUUUAAUAAAUCCAUUAAUAUGGAAUCAAGCCCGCAAAUGGAAUUUUGAUAUGUAUUUUACAGAUGCAAAAAUUUAUUUGCUGAGGGAUCAUAUUACACUAUUACAAGAUUUAAUAAAGGAUUGGACUUCCGGGCCUUCUCCGGAUCAAUUGCAUUUUAUUCCUAUGGAAUAUCAAUUUAGUCCGCGGUUCACAAAUUUUGAUUUGUUUUUUUAUGUUAAUGAGCACAAUAUUAUUAAUAAUCCAAUGGAUAUUCAGGAUAAUGCAUUCAUUAUUAUAAAGGGACCACAAUUAGUUGCAGAAGUGGUGAUCCCUUUAUUACAGUUUAACCAAGAAAUUACUAAAAUUCGUUUUAAUGUUGAAAUUGACAAGGGUAGAGUUGCUAUGUCGCCACAGGUUUCUCAAACUCUUGGUGCUUUUUUGACAGGUGAUAGUAAGGAAUUUAUACGAAUGUCGAGUUUUAUUGUAGAGGGAACUUAUCAAUAUUACAGUUUUGUUCACUCUAGUCAUGUAGAGUCAUUAUCGUUAAUAUUAAAGGGAAAAGAAGUUAAUUUGAAGCUCUUUGGAUUUGUCAUUAGAUAUUUCUUAAUCCUUCAAAUGAAUUAUUUUGGUAACUAUAUUAAUUUUAUGACAUUGGAUGAGUAUACUAAACAUGAUCCAAAAAAUACAAAGAAACCACAAGAAGUUGUCAAGCCUCCCGCAGAUCCUUUUGAAGUGUAUAUGUUAUUAAAUAUUGAAGAUGGCACAUUCAUACUACCUGAGAAUUUAUAUAAUGCCGACAAUUCCUCAACAAUACAAUUUCAUGAAUUACAAGUGGAAUUAAGAAAUCUUGAUAUUUAUAUGGACAUGGAUGUUACUGUUAGCCCAUUAAUGUGGACACUUAGUUCAGAUGUUAGCCUUAAAAAGAAUACGUUUAGGUCAAAGGUAUCAGGAGAAUCUAAUAACUAUUUAUAUAUUGAUGAUUUAAAUAUUUAUGCCCAUAGACUAUUCGGUCCAUUACCUAAAACAACAACGUACGUAUGCAAUUGGGAUAUAAAUUUAGGGACAAUAUCUGGACAGUUAAAACCCUCAUUUUUAUUAAGUGCAACUACGUUUGCAAAAACUUUUGUCUAUCACUUUGUUGAUAAAGAAAACGCGUUACCUGCGGAAUAUAUGAUUCCUCUUGACCCGGAUGUCACAUUUUUAACCUUAGUUGUUAAAGAAGUUGAUGUAUCCAUACGGGGUAGAGAUAGCGUAACACAAAUUCUGCUUACAGAAGGGUUAAGCGUUAAAUUUGAUGAUUUGGCAAAUGAGAAAUUGAAAUACACCCAAAAAGUGAUAUUUAAUCUACCGGAUAUAAUUAUAAGAAGUUUAGCUAUGACUACCUCAUCAAUCGAGUUUUCAAAGGAUGUUGAAAAUUAUCCUUGGGUAGAAGUUGCAGGUUUUGAAUGCGCCUCUAACGUCACCUUAUACCAUACGACUUCUGGAUGGCGUGAGAGAUUUGAAAGCCAACAAGCAUUUAUAAAACGAGAAGACAGUAAUACUAUAAGAGUUCCAUUCCUUUAUGAAAAAGGUCAUAAUAAUCAAGAUUUACUAUCUUAUGGUCAACCCUUUGGUACUCUUUAUGUUCCUCCAAUGCCUCCACCUUUACUAGAUAAUAUAGAUGAUAGCACUGUAUUAUAUAACGAAAGUACAAAUUCUUCUGCGGUUGAUCUUUCCGCGAAUAAAAGCAGACGGGAUAUGUCGGAUUGGAGUCGUCGUUUCAAAAAUAAAUACGAUUUUGAUAGUUAUGAUGACGAUGAAGGUUGGCCAAGACCAGAUGAUGACAGCAUCUCUAUUGGUGAAUCUGGUUUCAGCGUGUCUAAUGCUUCAUUCGUAACUGCAUCUGACGGUGAUGAAGACGACGAAAUCGAUUUUAUUGAUGAGCUUCGUAACACUCAUAUUAAAAUUGAUGAAGAUUCCGAUUUCGAAUACGAAGAUGAAUCACCUAUUUAUGAAUCACAAGAUCCAACGUCACCGCCAGUACCACGAUCUAUUCCUUACGGAAAUUAUUUGAGAAGAUAUAGAUUGACUUCUAAAAGACCCUAUGCGGCUUCUUUUUCAAGUUCAUUUCUUCGACCAUCACGUACAUUGUUUGUUCCUGCUAGGGAAGAGAAAUCCUUGUCUCCGGAUGACGAACACAGCCAAAGCUAUAAGUCUUCGCCAUUUACAAAAACGAAGAGUUCAAGCACCGAAUCAUCCGAAGAUGAUCAACCCGAAGAUGAAAUAACGUCAUUACAGAAUAAUGAUACAGAAGAAAAAUCAACCAUAGUUUUUGAAACUACUAAAUGUAUCAAAGUAUUUUUGACGCCAAUUUUCUUAAAAAUUGUUGAAGAAUUCCUUGAAGCAAUCAAAGAUGAGAAUUGGAAUUUAGAAGCUAUGCUUGAUAAAAUUCAAAUUGAUUAUGUUGAUGAACUUACAAAAUUGUUUCCGUUCAAAUAUACAACCAUGAGAUAUGCUGUUUCAAUUCCUCGCGUGCAUUUUCAUUUCAUACAAGAUGUCCUUCUUCCUGACGAUUUAACAAAUGUAAACGAUGAACAUCCUGAUAUUAGAACAAGAUAUGACUUGACGGAUACCAUUUUAUGUGCUGCCGCAGACUUGAUCUUUGAUCAGACUUUAUUAACAGGUCUGGUAAAAUUUGAAGAUAAAAAAUUUGAUAGUAAAGAUAAAAAAAACUUUCGCCCAUCCUUAGAACUGAUUGAAUCGCGGGCCAAUAUUGACUUUGAUGCAUUAAAACUUAACGUACGAUUCGUCGCUGGUUCUAAUUCUGUUGCUAUUUUUGGGAUCCCCGAGUAUUUGCAUCAUUUUAAAGAAUCUGGAUUUAUGCCUUCCGAUAUUUUGGAUAAUGAACCCGUAGUUUUGAUUGUCUCAUUAGAAAAAUUUAAACUUAAAUGGUUUGGAUGUAUGCAACCUAAUUAUUUUUCCUUUGAUAUAGAUAAUAUUUCUGGCAUUUUUAUAAGUCAAUCCGCUGAGAUAUUAUUAGGUGGUAUUUAUUGGUGGUUAGUAUUUGCAGAAGAUCUAGCAAAUUUAUUGAAAAAAUUUCAAACACAUCGAACUCGACAACAGCAAGUUUUAGUUCAUGAAAUUGCUAAAUUCUCGGAAAAGGCUAGAAUUGAAAGCGAUCCACCUUAUUUGACUUGUCCAUCUCAUGUUUUAAGGUUAGGAACUAAGAAUUUUAAAAAUGAUGAUGGUUGGAAAAUACUUGGCCGCGUUAGACAUUGUAAGAGAUUAAUGGGAUCCGAACAGAUUGAAACUUUACAUACCAAAUUGAAUAAUAAUAAUGGUUAUCACUUGUUAUCAGCGGAUCCAAAUGAUAUGUAUGAACGAGUUGUAUGCAUUUUUUCAGGGUGGAGACAUUGGGAAAUGGAAAAUUUGUCAAAUUGUAAUCUAUUCAUUGAACUUUAUCAACAACUAACUGAUAACUUAAGCAAAACAUCUAUGAAUACUAUGAAUAACAUUUACCGAUUCUUGACAACUUCAACGAAUAUUGCUAAAGUGCGAAUUGAAAUUAUUGCUUUAUCCGUUAGGGAUGGACAAAAAGAGAAUUAUGUGGAAAUUAAACCUAUUGAGUUAAAUUUGGAAACAAACUUUCAUAGAGAUAAUUUUUCAUCCUCUGAGACUAAUCGAAAACAUACCGAUUUAAAUUCAAAUAAUACGGAACAAGAACCUUCUCAGAUUACUAUCGCUGGAUAUUUAGAUUUAGUUUUGCGAAUUGGAAUUGAUCACAUAGGUUUGGCUGUGAAUCCAGACAUCCUUGCUUUUGCAAAGCAUUGGCUUGAAGUUCAUAGAAUAUUCAGUUCAAAAUUUCAAUCUUUAUCAAGCAAAGAACCUGAAGAAAUUGUUUCCUCUACAAAGGCUCAUAAGCACAGGUCAACACCUACUAUUACUAGUUUUCAUGAUAUAAAAAUAUUAAAGAUAAAAGAAAAGAAACGCAAAGACACUGACGAAUCAAUUUCAUCUGAUCCAAUAAAAGAUCUAAUAUCGCGUCUUAAUAUUUUGGCGCGUGGAAUUCUUGUUCUCAAAACAAUCAAUAUCAAUGCAUCGGUUCAAAAUCUUAUGGCACAAACAACAUUAACAAACAUACAAGUAUCUAGUUGGUUGAAUAAUCCUCAAUUAUUAAAUUCUGGAGAAAAAUCAGAUUUAGAAAAUUUGUCAAUUAAUAAAAGUACUUUGUAUCCAGGAUCGAAAGGUAGCGGUAGUAAAGGAUCAAAUAGACUGAUCGUUUCAAUUAUUGCGGGUAUCGGACAUAUAUUUGCUAGUAUUACUGAGAGUAUUUCAUCUGGAACUAAUAAUAACUUGUUCUCGAUGGAAUUCUCUAGAAUAAGUUCUGAUACCUCACUUAGUUUAUUAACCCCUGGCCGACAAAAGGGUAAAAUUGAAAUUGAAACACGUAAAGUUUUAAAUAUUUUAUUGACACUUGAAGCAAUCUCCGUUAAAUUACCGCACAGUCUUUUAAAAUUAUAUCAUUUCGUUGAAGAAUGGAGAGCCGAAAAUCUUUCAAGUUAUGAUUUUUUAUUUCAAUUCUUGAUGAAAAAAUUUUCAAUUCAAACUCAUAUGUUACCAUCUUUAAGAUUUCAUUAUGACGCAGAGGAUUUACUUAUCAUGAUAGAAAAGCGUUCGUCAGUUCAUGGUGAUCGGUUGAUAAAUUAUUCCGGACAAUUAAAAAAGCAAUUCAUUCAUUUUGUCACGAGGAAAAAAAAUAAAUCAAAAUCUGCUGCAGUAGUUGAAGAAGAGACUAAUGAUCAUCAUCAAAAAGGUGCUUUUACUAUACCAGCAAUUAGAGCAACUGGUAACAUUAAGCCAUACGAAUCUCGAAAAUCCUGUGUGCCCACUAAGAAAUCGGCAGUUUCGCCUACUAGUUCAAUCUCACCUCACAAGUAUUCAAAACUUGAGUCUUUAGUGACAUUGGAUUUUGUUAAAUUAAAUUUAAAUGUGAACAUUAUUGAUAAUUUGUUGACAGCACAUUCAACUCUUGGAAGUGAAUUAAAUGAUGUACUAGAUAUGUUCCUGUUUUCGUCUAAAAGACUUAAGGAACGUGGUGGUAAUCUAAAAGAGAAAGCUUCAUCUUCGUCUAAAGAAAACGAUAUAUUAUUUUAUAGCCUAAAAAUAUCUUUGAGAGGUCUUAGAAUAUCAGCAAUGAGUCCAACUGCCAUUGGAUUUUUUGAAACGAAUAUUCUUAAUGGCCUUAUUUCAAAUGUCCCCUUGAUAGGUUUUGAAAAAUCCCCAAAAGUUCAAUGGAAAUUUUCUGCACAUAAUUUUUCUCUAUCACUAAAUCAUAAUACUGGAGUUAUAAGUCAAUCAGAGGCUGAUGACGAUAUUCGUAAAUAUCGAAUCGCUUAUAUCAUGAUUGAUUUGGAACUGCAAAAUUUCAAAACUCGAAAAGAAAAUUCCGAAUCUAUUAGUAAAUCUAAUGAGUGUGACGAAUCUAUUGAAUCCUACUUUCUUAAGUUAUUAAAAGUUCACGCUGUUAUGCAACCAAUUGCACUCGGUCGUUUGAUGGAUUUGUAUGUUUACUAUAGUGGCGAAUUAGAGCGUAGGAAAGAGAUGAAAGCGUCCGAUAUUAACAAAUUGACCGCUAAUACGCGAAGGAUUUUAAAUUCACUUGACGUUGAGAUGCCUAAAUAUAAAUCAAAAAGUAAAUCCUUUUUGGAUGAAAAAGUUAUAUCACUUGAAGUAACAAGAUUUGCAAUUGCACUUCCUCUCGUUUUAAGUGAAGACUUAAUAUCUACGGCUGUACAGCAUUCAGGCGAGCAUUCAUCAUCUGCUCCUCAAAUUCCUGCAUUCAUUUUCUCAAUUUCUUCCAUGAAUUUCCUGACAAGAAAAUGGAAAUCUAAUUGUGCGAUUCUCAGAGAUUUGAGCCUUCAAUUCGUUACUCAAUUUGACCAAGGAAAUGAAAAUCAUUUUUCAUCAUAUUUUCAUACCAAAAUGAAUAUAAUUUUCGUUCCUGAAAUUUCUUGUGAAGGACAUACUACUGGUACGAUAGAUAAGAAAAAGGUUUACGUUGAAUCAAGAGUAGAAGGUUUUGAAAUAGAUGUCGGUGGAAAUAUUGUUAAUCAUAUAAAUAGUCUUGGCGAGAUUUACGCUGCAAGUCGAGAAAGAUUAGAAACAUUCACUGCUGAAGCUAAUUUUAACAUUGGAUCUCAAUCACCGAAAUCUCCCAAUGAGUCAGAGAAUGGAGAAUUAGAUAAUGGUUCAGGUUCUAACUUUAUUGACCUUGAAGUUGAUGCGACGUUCACGGCCAAAAGUGGUACGAUAAAAUUAUAUCCAAAGAAUUAUUUUACAAAAUAUCAUAGUAGAAUAUCGACAGGAAACAAAGUUCUUGAUCGUUCUAGAUCUUCGCGUGGUUCCCAUGGUAGCAUUGCUUCUAUUCCUCUUCCACGUCUUAAUUUAGAUGGAUUGUCCAAUUAUGCCCCUACAAAUUUAGAUGAUUUAACAAGACAAGGAGAACAUGGUAUAGAUGUCAUAGUAAUACCAGGUCUUAGUUUAAAUACCUUUUACCGCACAACAAUUGGACAAAGGAUCAUACCUUCUCCAGAUUCGUUAAAAAAGAGAGUUCAUGUUGAACUUAUAAUUUACCCAAGUAAAAAUAUGUUUUACCCUUCCCUAGUACCAUUUUUCAAAGACAUUAUUGAUGGUUUGAAGAUUGGAGUUCAACGAUCCAGUGAUAAAAAAGCAAUAGCAAUUCAGGAAAGUUCAUCAUCAAUUCAUGGCAUGAACUUAACAUGUUACUUCAGACUUUCACGUACUACGUUUGACCUUAGUUGUCAGCCUGCUUCUAAAGUUCUUUGUUCUUUAAAAUGGGAAGAAGGAAAUUUUCUUAUUUCUUCUAAUACUGCAGAAGAAACAUCUCAAAGUGUAACGUGUGUGGGAAAGAUUAGGGGUGCCUCCGGAAAUAUUCGUCAUUCAUUUUCUCCUGAAGAUUGUGUUAAAGCUGAAACAAAAGACAUUUCCUUCAAUGCAACUUUAAUGAGCAGAAGAACGGAGAGUGUCUCUGAUGAUUCUAUUUCGAUAAUCGUUGAACUACCACAAAUUGCAGCGGAUUUAAACAUCCGUCAUCUUCAAGAUUUAUUACUUUUAAAGACCAUUUGGAUCGAUCAAGCUACGAAAUUAUAUGAAGUCAGUAAUUUGAACUCUCAACAAUCUUCUCGACCUGUAAGCGGUGAAUAUAUUAAUGGAGAUAAAUCUCCCUUAUUCUCAUCCUCGCCAUUACGCUCUAUAACCCCAAUAUUAGAAAAUGAAACGAAGGUCAAACCUUAUUCGGUUUAUGUAAUAGUUAAGUUGAAUCAACUUGAUUUAUCCAGCGAUUUAGGUCAAGCAAUCGGAAAAAUUCGAUUUAACACUAAAAACAUACAAGUCCGUACAAAAAACGUUCCAGGAUCUUUGAAAGAAGCUACUGCUUCUAUAGAUUAUCUUGAUAUUCAAUGUGAAGGUCGUCUCACGGGUUCCGCCGAUAUGAAAGGACUUACAUUUAAAACAAUUUUAGGAAUUCCUCCAAAUUCAGAGACGGAUGGUUCAACUUGUGUGACAAAUUUGUUAUUUAGAACCGAAAGAAUUCAAUCUUCUUUGGAAUACGAAUAUCAAAAAAUUUUGGUAUUGGACGCUGAUCCAAUGCAAUUUAAAUUAACAGAUUGUUGGACUAUUAUUUCGCCCGAAAAAGCAUCGGUUUUGAUACAUGCCAAAAUUUCUAUUAAACGUAUUCAAGCAAUUGUUGCUAUUAAAACAAUACCAAUUUUCCUUAAUAUGAUGAAUAAACUUUUGGUUUUGGUGGAAGAAAAGAGAAUUUCCGCCUCUAAUGUCAUUUCAAAAUCUAAGAGAUCAUCUCAUUUGAAUACAAAUUCUCAAUCGCAAACAAUCGAAUCUAAUCAUAGACUUACUUUACCAGAAACGAAUAUAAAAUCCUCCUCUUUCAAAGAAUUAUUGGUUGGUGGGUUAUUGGUUUAUCCGGUAGGAAAAAUAACGAUAGCGAUGGAGAAAGCACAUUUAACUAUUUUUCCAAAUCAUUUCCAUGAUACAGAUUGCGUUCAGACCAUAUUUGAUGGACUUCUUGUGGACAUGAAAAGAUCGAUUAGAGAAGAUAAUCGUAUUAACAGGGAACUUGAUAUGCAGCUUAAUGGUAUUGCAUUAUUAAAAAGCAAUUGCAAGAAAUUAAAUCACAAACAUGAAAAGUCAUUUACAUUUCAAAAUUGGUUUGAUCAUGUUGAGAAUUCCCCUUCAAAGAAUAUUUUCACUCUUCCGAAUACUCAUUUAAUAAUGGAUACCACACAAGGUAUUGGAAGUAAUAUUGUGGAUCAUAAGUUUGCUGUUAACUUUAGAGGAAAAGUUGAUGUAGCUCUAAAUUUUGGAUUAAUAAGAUAUCUUCAAGAAUUGGGAGCAUUAUACAAAGAACAAUUAAGAAAGAAUGCAACUGGUACAACCGGAGAUCUUCCAAGAUCACCAAUUGUUCCUCCUUUAACUCCUAGUUUGACAUCAACACCUGUUGAUUCUCCUAAAUCUAUUCCUUUGAUACAAGUUCAAAAUCCCUCUUCACCAGUAUUACCUGAUUCACCAAAAGAAAUGAUGGAAAUUCAGUCCAAUGAAAAUGAAGAUUCAAAAGAAUCCAAAAAGGAGGAUGCUUUUAUUUUUAACCCAAUUGAACCAGUAAAGUUGGAACCACAAUUAAGAAUUUUGGGAGAUGCUACACCUCCACUAGAAUGGGUUGGAGUUCAAAGAGCUAAAGUUCCAGGAUUCGUUCAUACAGAAAUUACAAUGAAUUUAGAUGAAAUUAUAAAUCAAAUUACUAAUGAAUCAUUCAAGGCAGCUCAAGCAUUAUUAUAA
Molecule: messenger RNA, 9387 nt
Organism: Funneliformis geosporum
Lineage: Eukaryota; Fungi; Glomeromycota; Glomeromycetes; Glomerales; Glomeraceae
Source: the annotation of a GenBank genome assembly